Messenger RNA from Limulus polyphemus (Atlantic horseshoe crab), 1077 nucleotides. RefSeq names its product ribosome production factor 1-like. The coding region runs from base 9 to 986 and encodes 325 amino acids. Gene Ontology annotation, molecular function: rRNA primary transcript binding. The transcript has 9 exons. The record is from RefSeq and is a predicted model, not a curated record. Gene Ontology annotation, biological process: maturation of LSU-rRNA; maturation of 5.8S rRNA. Gene Ontology annotation, cellular component: preribosome, large subunit precursor; nucleolus. NCBI's taxonomy places the organism in Eukaryota, Metazoa, Arthropoda, Merostomata, Xiphosura, Limulidae.
AGAGAAAAAUGGCGUUUUCUUCAGGUGAUAGUAAUGUGCCGGAAAGUGUUAAAAAUGCAGAUUUUGAAGAGCCGGAUACAUCUCUACCAAAAACAAAUAUAUCGAAAAUUAGAAACAAAAUGAGAAGAAUGACUGAAUAUGUAAAAUUGAAGAAAGAAAAACAAAGACUGAAAAGAAUUGCAAGAAAGAAAAGACUGAAGGAAGCAAAAGCUCUUGGAGAUUCUGCUCCACCAAAGAAAGUUCCAAAGACCAUUGAAAACACUCGAGAACCUGAUGAUGCAAUGGUUGACCCUCAAGAUGAAGAAGUACAGUUUGAUGAAGCCAUGGAUGAGAUGGCUGCAUAUUUUAACAAAGAUUACGUACCAAAAGUUUUAGUAACUUCGAGUGACAACCCUCACACUAGAACAAUUCGUUUUUGUAGAGAGCUUAAACAAACCAUUCCAAAUGCUGAGUUUCGGUGGAGAAACAGAGCAAGUGUCAAAAAGAUGGUUAAAGGUGCUAUAGAACGAGGAUUUUCAGACAUUGUUCUAAUAAAUGAAGACAGAAGACAUCCUAAUGGAAUGCUCUUAGUACAUCUUCCUGAUGGACCAACGGCUCAUUUUAAGAUAAGUAACACCAAACUGUGUCGAGAAGUUAAGCAUCAUGCCACUUGGAGCGAGCACCGUCCAGAAGUUAUUCUAAACAAUUUUAACACCCGACUCGGUCACACUGUAGCCCGUAUGCUAGCAUCCAUCUUCCAUUAUGAACCUCAAUUUCGUGGACGUCGAGUUGUCACAUUUCACAACCAACGUGAUUAUAUAUUCUUUAGGCAUCACAGAUAUGAAUUUAAAAAUGAAAAACGUGCAGCGAUACAAGAAAUUGGACCAAAGUUCACAUUGAAGCUUCGGUCCCUCCAGAAAGGCACCUUUGAUUCAAAGUUCGGGGAGUAUGAAUGGGUAUUGAAGCGGCAUCAAAUGGAGACGAGCAGACGACGCUUUUUUCUAUGAUAGAAGACAGAAGAAUAUGAUUAUAUUUUGUAUCACUUUGUAUAGCUCAAUGAAAAACUAAAAUAAGACACUCAUGAAGAUGGAAAUAUUA